Messenger RNA from Paraphaeosphaeria sporulosa, 780 nucleotides. RefSeq names its product ribosomal protein S26e. The record is from RefSeq and is a predicted model, not a curated record. Gene Ontology annotation, cellular component: ribosome; cytosolic small ribosomal subunit. Bases 84 to 452 code for a protein of 122 amino acids. The transcript has 5 exons. Lineage: Eukaryota; Fungi; Ascomycota; Dothideomycetes; Pleosporales; Didymosphaeriaceae. Gene Ontology annotation, molecular function: mRNA binding; structural constituent of ribosome. Gene Ontology annotation, biological process: translation.
GUCUACGCCGCGCAUCUAACGACAACCACCUCGACAACUCACCCCCGCUGACUCUAGAUCAUACAUCUUUGAAUCAGCCCAUCAUGGUCAAGAAGCGAGCAUCCAACGGUCGCAACAAGAAGGGCCGUGGCCACGUCAAGCCCAUCCGUUGCUCCAACUGCUCCCGAUGCACCCCCAAGGACAAGGCAAUCAAGAGGUUCACCAUCCGCAACAUGGUCGAGUCUGCCGCCAUCCGUGAUAUCUCCGAUGCCUCCGUCUUCCCCGAGUACACUGUCCCCAAGAUGUACUUGAAGCUCCAGUACUGCGUUUCCUGCGCUAUCCACGGCAAGAUUGUCCGUGUCCGCUCAAGGGAGGGUCGCCGCAACCGUGCUCCCCCGCCGCGCGUUAGGUACAACAAGGACGGAAAGAAGGUGAACCCCAACCAGGCUGCCCCCAAGCAGACCACCGCAUAAACGAUCCAAGAGCGAUCGGGGUGUGUUGACGAACUCAUGGCGCAUGGUACGGUUCAAUGGGUGUCAUACUGGAUAUCAUGCAUGAUUCAAUGGAGGUUAGGCAGGCCAAUAUGAUGAUUACAGCAAGAGCUUGCUGCAACAGGUCGCGAGAGCGCCGAGGGCUAGUUACGAGCUUGUAAAACGAAUAUCCGACUCGAUCUGCGUCAGCCUCUUCCCGGUCCUGUUGUGACGUGUGUGGUGGUUGUGGUGAUACGACGAAUGCGCAUCGUGAUGGAAUUUCAGCAUUGCCUACAAUGGUCCAUAGUAUGAUUGUCCAAUGCAUUCGUCU